UCACUGGGUUGCUGUGAGUUUUCCGGGCUGUCUGACCAUGUUCCAGAAGCAUUCUCUGCUGACAUUUUGCCCACAUCUAUGAAAGGCAUCCUCAGAGGUUGUGAGGUAUAUUGGAAACUGGUCAAGUGGGUUUUAUAUAUAUAUCUGUGGAAUGCCCAGGCUGGGAGAAAGAACUCUUUGUCUGUUUGAGGAAAGUGUGAAUGUUGCAAUUGGCCCCCGUGAUUAGCAUUAAAUAGCCUUUCAAUUUCAAGGUUUGGCUGCUUACUGCCUGUGGGAUCCGUUGUUGGGAGGUGUUAGGUGGCCCUGAUCGAUUCAUGUCUGGAAUUCCUCUGUUUUCUGAGUGGUGUUCUUUAUUUACUGUUCUGAGAAGCCAUUGAAAUCCACAAGCCUGUGGACAAUUUCAACAGAAAGGUGGAAACCAUGAAGAUGAACAAGGUGAACAAAAUCUGGCUACCAGUAUUUUUUUUAAAAGCCUCUAAAAUCAGUAAAUAGCAACACUCAGAAAACAGGAAUUCCAGAUAUGAAACAAUCAGGGCCAGCUAACACCUCCGAACAAAGGUGGCCAACUACAACAUUCACACCUACUUCAAGCAGACAAAAGUUCCGGGCUUCUGGGAAUUGAAGUCCAAAAACCAGAAAGACUAGUUUGCGGAAUCCCUUUCUGACUGAGCAGAGUAACGCCAACUCCUGGGAGGAGAGAGGUGGAGUUAUGCAGCAGCACUUCCGGUACACUACAGCCGGAGGGAUCACCAAGAUGGCGGCCUAAAGCGGUUCAUCCUUGCAAUCGGAAAUUCAGUCGCCACUUCCUGUUUCAAUUAAAUCCCCGCCCCUCAGGAACAUUCGGGAGGUUUUUCAACUUUCCUUUUCCUUCUUUUCUUUCCAUUGCUGAGAGGACAAACACAUGAAAUAUCUGGAAGAUCAGGAUAAUAUUGGAAGAGCAUAAUACAACUAAUAAAUUGUGCUGAGACAAUUCAAUGGCAUACCAAGAGCACAUUUGCCAGGUGUGAAUUUCCUGUAAAGGAAUAGAUGAAAGAAUAAUCUCGGAAACUACUGAUAUUAUGGCAACCUUAAACCCUGCUGCUGUUUCUCCAUCAGCCACAGCGAUACCACCAAGCCCCUUGCCUACUGCCCCUCCUGGGACAGGAGCUUCAGUGGCGCGUGGUAAAAAGCGGCCCUCCAGUCCUGGGAAUGGCAGCUCCAGUAAGAAAAAGCGGUUGACAGUGUUAGGUGGUGGUGGAAGUUUCUUUCAGAGCACAAGUACAGAGACAAAUGAAAAUAAAACAUUGAACACUGAUUCAAGCACAGUAGCAGUAGAGACUACUAGCAAACCAUUGCCAUUUAAGGCUCCAAGCUUCAUUCAUUCUGGCAUUGGUGGAGCUGCAGCUGGUAAGAAGAACAGAACCUGGAAAAAUCUGAAGCAAAUCCUUGCAUCAGAAAGGACGUUACCAUGGCAGGUUGAUGAUCCAAACUACUUCAGUAUUGAUGCUCCUCCUUCUUUUAAGCCACACAAAAAAUACUCUGAUAUUUCAGGACUUCCUGCCAAUUAUACUGAUCCACAGAGCAAACUGCGAUUUAGUACCACAGAGGAAUUUGCCUACAUUCGAAUGCUUCCUUCAGAUGUUGUUAUGGGUUAUCUCACUCUCAGAAAAGCAACAAAUGUUGUUCCCUGAGAGGAAAAGGUUUGACCUAACUUGAAGUGGUAGGAAACAUAUUUCCAAUGGCACUAUAUGAGUGUGUGUGCAUAAUGCGUGUGUGUCACUGGCAGCUUAAUAAAAGGUGCAUAUAAAAUA
Messenger RNA from Anolis carolinensis (green anole), 1790 nucleotides. RefSeq names its product INO80 complex subunit C (gene ino80c). Bases 1059 to 1670 code for a protein of 203 amino acids. Lineage: Eukaryota; Metazoa; Chordata; Lepidosauria; Squamata; Anolidae. Gene Ontology annotation, cellular component: Ino80 complex. Gene Ontology annotation, biological process: chromatin remodeling. The transcript is spliced from 3 exons. The record is from RefSeq and is a predicted model, not a curated record.